Messenger RNA from Bufo gargarizans (Asiatic toad), 1574 nucleotides. RefSeq lists its product as uncharacterized. The record is from RefSeq and is a predicted model, not a curated record. NCBI's taxonomy places the organism in Eukaryota, Metazoa, Chordata, Amphibia, Anura, Bufonidae. Gene Ontology annotation, molecular function: protein binding. The coding region runs from base 116 to 1492 and encodes 458 amino acids. The transcript is spliced from 9 exons.
CUUCGGUACUGCCUAGCUUUCUGUGAAGGAGAGCACGUCUUACGAUCAUGGAAUUUAGCCAACCGUAUAAAUGACCAGUCUCUGACCGUCAACAUCAACAAUGCAAAGAUAGCCGAUGGGACUUCAAGAGAUUGUUACAAUGAAGAACUUUCCCAGAUAUGCGGUCUGCAGAAGUGUGAGGCCCGGGGUGAUCACUGUCUGGAACAUUGUGAAAUCAAAGUGUAAAAGCAGUGCUGUGCGCGUGGAGCGAGGAUUGAUGGAGAGCAACGACAUUGUGUUAGUCAGAGACAUGAAGCUUUAUAUCCUCACUGACAGGGGUAUGGCCUCAUUCACUGACACCCCCAGACCUAUAUUUCAGACUCUUCUCACUUAUGAUUUGCUGAAGAAAAAAUACGUCCGCCGGCAGACAGGCCUCUAUGUUAUACCUUGUCCUAAGCAUGAGUACAGGGUCCUGGACAAAGGACUACUCCUGGGGCUUUCAGAAAAUAGGGAUCAUUUUGUUAUUUGGAAUAUGGAGACAGGCUUUAUAAAGGAUCGGUUAAGGCCACAAUUUAAGUCUUUGGUCCUGGACAUAAUGGCAGACAAUGACAUAUCUAAGGAAACUAUUGAGAAAAAAGUGAAGCAGCGAAAGAAGAAAAUGAAUGAGACAGCUAUUAUCACACCAUGGGAAAGACGCAACGAGACCAAAACUGCAAAGCAACGCAGGAAGGAGAGGGAGAUAAAGCAAGAGAUGGAAAGGAUCCAACAGCUGGCUAAUGAGAAGAACAAUGUUAUAGAUCAGUACCUCUUGAGUGAGGAUGAAAAGGUGAUCGUAUGCUCAUACUAUGCCCACCACCUCUGUGUGUUUAGCCUGGAGACCGUCACCCACCUGCAUACUCUGGAGGACAAGACAUCAAUGCUCUUUUUACAUAAUGCUGCUCUGACAUACAAUGGCAGUUUCUUGGCUCUCUCCAAUUACUGUGAUGCUGACAAAACUAGCUAUGUAACUUUAUGGGAUCUUCAGAAUGGACUGGUCAAGAAAAGACUGAAAAAUGAACCAAAUAUUUGUUGUGUGUCUAUCACCGACGAAGCUGACAGAAUUGCUUUUGGAGUGUCUUCUGAAAACAUACUGAAGGUCUGGGAUCCUUUCAGGCGUAAACACAAGAUAAUUCCAGGAUAUGAAAACCUCUGUCUUACAGUACACAGCAAAAUACAAAUCAUAGAAAGAGGAUCAAAAGCAAUCUUACUAUCAGGUGAUGUCAGCUUGUGGGACCUGGACAAUGGAACUGUGGUUUCAGUUUUUACCCCUGAUAGUAAAAUCUGUUGUUUGACCUUAGCUGCUGACAGAAAAACCAUUCUGAUUGGCAUGAGCGAUACACCUUCACUUGUCACCCUCAAGAUUGCGUCCAAAGAUAAAGACAGCUCUUAUUAUGUAGGGACAGAUCUAUUUGGAGAAGAAUCUACAAGUAGCGAAGAUGAACCUGAUGAGAAAGACCAACCAUUAAGGAUCUAAACUACAAAAUGAUAAUGCAUCUAAUAUAUAAAACUGAGUGUAUGUGUGUGUAUGUAUGUAUGUAUGUAUGUAUGUCCACUAA